Westerdykella ornata is the source of this 1688-nucleotide messenger RNA. Its product is annotated as RING-14 protein-like protein. Gene Ontology annotation, biological process: cellular response to phosphate starvation. The record is from RefSeq and is a predicted model, not a curated record. NCBI's taxonomy places the organism in Eukaryota, Fungi, Ascomycota, Dothideomycetes, Pleosporales, Sporormiaceae. The transcript has 3 exons. Gene Ontology annotation, molecular function: metal ion binding. The coding region runs from base 165 to 1547 and encodes 460 amino acids.
AAAUUAAUCUGGAACCCAACCCAACCCGGGAUUUGAUCUAGCCUGACGUCAACCCGCGCAUUCGGAAGAGACAGGGAAAAGUGUCCGGCUCCAAUCGCUUUCAGCCUCGACCCCACGUGUGAAAAGCCUGGUCUCUGUGCGGACGGCCUGCCUCUCCCCCCACCAUGAAGUUCGGGCACAGGUUCAAGGAGACGUUGAAGAAGGAGGGGUUCCCGCCGGACUGGGUCGAGUCGGCCAUCUCCUACUCGCAGCUCAAGAAGUGCAUCAAUCGGCUGACCAAUGAGCUUGCGGAGCUGGGGCUGGAGCCCGAGACGCUGCGGAAGCUGUUGAAGCACGUCGAGGAUUACAAUGCGGCGAACCGUGGCGAUGAUGAUAGACCGUUGGAGUAUCUCCUGUCGGGGGAGCAGGAUGACGGCGAGAGCGAGAAAAAGCCGGAAUCGAAUCAGUUGUUCCAUCCCAAGUUGCUCUUCUACGUCAAUGAGAGUACAGGGGAGCUUGACAGCGCCCAUUUGAACGAGGAGACAAGGCAUAAACUGCAGCUCCUCGCCCUCGAGACGGGCAUGUCGAAUGUACGUGUGGUCGAGGAGCCGCAGCCAACGGAAUCCGAUAUCCCUCCCUCUUCUCCCACAUCCGGCAUCAGAAGGAGAGCCGGGUACCGCACCGUCGAAGUCCCCCUGACGUCCGACUCGGAGUUCUUCUCACGCCUCGCCGCCGAGCUGUCUGGCUUGGAGGAUCUCCAGGAGCGCGAGGAAAAGCGCAUGCACGCCGAGAUCGAGCAACUGGGUCGGCAAGUCGCCCGCCUGACGGACCCAGACCGCCGCGCCAGCAGGAAGAUCAUUAACACGUGGCGCGAAAUAUUCCAGGUCUACGUCGAGAGCGGCAUCUUCUUCGGCACGACGGAGGUGGACCACGGGGGUCACGAUGCCGAGACGGCGGCGGAGCGGUUCCAGCGGUUUGCCAGCAUCGUCGCGGAGAAGGGGCUCGUGGAUCGGCUCAAGGGGUCGGAGAAUCUGAGGGCGCUGAACCGGUUCAUGGGCAUCAAUCGGGAGAUUCUGCAGGGCUUGCGGUUCGGGGAGAUCAAUCGGACGGCCAUGACGAAGAUAUUGAAGAAAUUCGACAAGCAGAGCGGCCUGGGCGUGCGGUCGACGUUCCCGCGCCGCAUCGAGUACCCCGAGUUCUCGGAGCAUCUGGCCAAAGCCGUGUGCGCCGAGGUCCACACGCAGAUUCUCAGCAGCGUGCCGCAGCUCGACGACUACAGCUGCCCCAUGUGCAUGGACAUCAAGUGGCGCCCCGUGCGGCUGCGGUGCGAGCACACGUUCUGCAUCCGCUGCCUGAUUGUCAUGCAGACGAAUAAGCAGCAUUAUUGCCCGCUGUGCAGGGAGAAGACGGUGAUUGAUGCGUGUUCGGAUAAUCUGGACACGGAAUUGGCGGCGUUUCUGAAGAAGUGGUUUCCGCAGGAGGUCAAGCAGAAGCAGCGGUACAAUGAGCACAUGGCGGGCGUGGACCAGUACGGCGAGGUGUACACGGACAAGUGCUGCGUCAUGUAGUGGAGAGCAGAUAUCAUGUCCGCGUCUACCAUAUGCGCUGCUGAGAUUAGGGAAGGAGUGCUUAGGACUAAGGGAGGUACGGUGAUGGGGAUGAUGGGAUGGAGUCAAGAUACCCGCAAUGAUGGAUGGGCUUUUGGGAUU